GGCAAAGCGCUGUCAGUCCGCGACUAGGCACGGCGGUAGCGUGUUCGUUCGUACACGAGUUCGAGACCGAGAUCGGGGCGCCGCCGACAAUAAUAUUAAUAAUAAUAGCAACAACGAUAAUAAUAUUAAUAAUAAUCGUGGUCGUCGAGGUCAACAGCGGCGAGGUUCGAAGAGACGUCGCUUCCGCUCGAGUUGUUCCGCGGACCCGGAUCGCCGAGGCCGGAUCGAAGACGAAGAUCGUCGCCGCCUGUGAUCGAUAGAUCCGCUCGCGAUCAGACAGACCGUCGUGCCAUCUCGCGCUCUCUCUCUCUCGACGAUCGCGUUCCCGAGAAUUUCGGAAUUUCUUCUUCUCGAGAUUGCUUCGAGGUGAUCGAUCCGCGUCGCGUCGCCCGAUUUCCGCGGAUCGACUCGACGAUCGUCGUCGCGCGCGCAGAUACGAUCGAUCAAAGGAUCCCGGAGAUCGUCCCCUGGAUCGAGAGUGAUUCGACGAGACUGGUCCUGGUCCAGAGAGUGUGUGUUCGAUUUCGGAGCCGAUUUUACGCGCCACAGAUCCUCCAGGCUUGUUGCCGUUGUCGUCGUUGCCGUCUCGUUGCUGUUGCCGAUCCAGCCGAGCACUACUCCUCGAAUCUCGGGAAACCGGUGGCGAACAAGGAGGGGACAGCACACCGUAGCGGCGCAAGGAUCUCGGGACACACGGUCUCCCCAGUGGGUUCACCGAUAGGAAGAAGGACUUGAGCCAGCGACAAUGUCGAUCGUGAUGCAGUACGUGGACCGGCUCCACGAGAUACUCGACAAGAAUGCAGAUCAAAGGACGACGAACUGGUUCAUGAUGCGCUCCCCGUUCCCGACGCUGUUCAUCUGCCUGAGCUACGUGUACUUCGUGAAGGUGAUCGGCCCGAAGCUGAUGGAGAACAGGAAGCCGUUUCAGCUGAAGAACACGUUGAUAGCCUACAAUAUGUUCCAGAUGAUAUUCUCGGCGUGGCUGUUCUACGAGAUAGGAAUGUCCGGAUGGCUGACUGGCGAGUAUUCCCUAAGGUGUCAACCUGUAGACUACAGCGAUCGCCCCGAUGUACUAAGGAUGGUGCACGCUUCUUGGUGGUAUUACUUCUCGAAAUUCACGGAGUUCAUGGACACGAUCUUCUUCGUGCUGAGGAAGAAGAAUGACCACGUGUCGACGCUGCACGUGAUCCACCACGGUUGCAUGCCGAUGUCGGUGUGGUUCGGCGUUAAGUUCACACCAGGCGGUCACUCGACGUUCUUCGGUCUGCUGAACACGUUCGUGCACAUCGUGAUGUACACGUACUACCUGUUGGCGGCGAUGGGGCCGACGGUGCAGCCGUACCUCUGGUGGAAGAAGUACCUGACGGUGUUCCAGAUGACGCAGUUCGUCGCGGUGAUGAUCCACGCGUUCCAGCUGCUGUUCAUCGACUGCAACUACCCGAAGGCGUUCGUCUGGCUGAUCGGGCUGCACGCGACCAUGUUCUUCUUCCUGUUCAACGAGUUCUACCAGCAGAGCUACCAGCAGAAGAAGAAGCGGUCGAUGAUGAUGAUGAACGGCGCGGCCGCGAAGGAGCGCCGGGAGAGCAACAGCGUGAUGGCGAACGGUUCCACGAGCACGUCCGGUAGAAGGGACCCGGCCGACUACUACGUGAAGGGCGACAGCCUGGCGGCCUCCGAGCUGAACCUGCGAAAAUCGUACACGACGGCCGAGUGACCGGGUCGCUCGGCCACGUCGUCGGACCGUCGUCAUCGAAUCAUCUCGCCCCCCUAUCCAUCGAUCCUCCGUGUCGCCGAAUCCGGGCUGCUUCGCUCUUUCAUGCUCCCGAUCCUCGUCUGGCCACCGAGAAACGGACGUCGCCGCGUUAGAAGGUAGAAGGGCAACGAAAAACCGAUAGACCACGCAGGGACACACACACGCGCGCGCGCAUACAUACAUACACACAGAGAACACGAAUGUCGCGUCGGGAAGAGUACAAAAUUGCUCCGCGAGUCCACAGAAGGAGAGACAGACAGAUAGAUAGGUAAAUAGAUAAGCUAGGAAUAGGUAGAUAGUUAGCUAGGUAGACAGAUAGCGAGAAAGAGAGCGCAGCGCGCACCCUCAAUGUCACUGUCAACCAACGACCCGCGGCGCUCUGCCGCUCUUUGCUCGCCCCGCGACCCGCCAUGUCAAACGCCGAACCAUCGGGUUACGUUCACGAGUUACCUGUGGAAAGCUAAAGGAUUACCGCCGAUGAUCCGCGGAAUCCGCGGAGGAGGAGACCCCGUCUCGCGCCGACCGCGGUCGAACCAUCGGUUUCGGCCGGUGUCGCCUCCUACUCCUCCUCCACGGUCUAUCGUCGCUUUCCCAUUAGAACGAAUCAUUGUCUAGCGGCAUAUAUUUUUACAGUUUAUAUAAUUUUGAAACGCGGCCGGGAGCCGCGUUUUUGCCCGCCACAUCGGCUUCCUCGGCGGCGGCCGCCGACGCCGCCGCUCAUAGAUUAUAUAAAAACAAGGAAUUAUAUAAGAGCGUUAACGGCGGAGUCUCGGAUCGGGGUUACGCAACAAUGCCGCGGUCCGUUAUCUCGUUGCGCAAUUCGGGAAGAUCUCCUUUUUUUCGUGGAUCUAGGACCGGCCCGAUCGACCGUUGAUCCCCGGCCGCCAGGAAAUUCGUUCGCCCGAGACCACGACGACCUUAAUAUCCGACCCUCCGCGGCUCGACGAACUAGCCGCGAGUUCCCGCGAGCCGGCGCUUUCCUCCGCGGAUUACGUAAAGCUCGCGCGAGCGCGCGCGGAAACCGGACCUCGGAUCGGCGCGUUCGGCACCGCGCGAGAUUUCGUCGACCUCGGGAGCCCUGGAAUUCCGCGUCGAACGACCAUCGUCGAGGCACGAUCGCCGAGCUUCGGCGAGGUUCCGCGGACUCCAGGCGCCGGUCCGACCUUGUUCCGCGCUCGCGACUCGUCCUCAGGAGCGAUUGUCAGGCAGCGUGACGGACGGCAGAACGGAUUCCGAUGGUUAGAGAGGUGCUCGAAACAUUGUACAUAAUUUAACGUCGCCCUGUUUCCGCGUCCUCGACCAAAGCCGCUCGCUAACGGAUCAUCUCUUAACCGAGGUUCAAGAAGUCGUGAGAUUUUCAGGAUAUACGUAGGACUCUGGAAAGUCUCUGUUAUAUUUUCGUGAAAAGAAACCUGUUCAGUUUUCCGCCUGCGAUAUUGUGUAAAAAUCGGUUGUGUAAAGGCCAGGGGAAAGAUGAAACGGUGAAUCGCGAAGGUAGAGCCUUCCAGCUUUGUAAACGAGUUCGGAUCGAUUGCUGUGCAUCUUGUUUUUGGUUUGAGGAAAUUGUAGCAGCCGAAAAUUCUGGAGUCACUAGUAGAGGGGCGUGUAUUGCGCGAUUUUUCUUUCGCUGCGCGAAUCCUUUCCAAGCGGUUGAAAUUAAACCCCGGGAGAGAACCCGUUGUUUAGCUGUUCUUUCAAGGAUUAAUUUGUACGCUUUGGAGCGCGUUCGAGCGGCCAAGUAAAUUGUGUAAUACGUGCCCGUACAAGUCCUGAGAGUUCCACCGUUUUCUGAUUCUCCGGAACGACGAUUUCUCCUUGUCAGGCGGAACCGGAAACAGGAGAGACAGCGAGAGUGAGAGAAGUAAAACGAGGGAGGGGGAAACAUUUGGAGUUCAAUUUGAUGGGAAGGUUGUACAAAGUAAUGCAGUUUUUUUUACUAAUCGGUAAUAAGAACGACCUAACGAUCUAAUGAAUAAUGUAUAGAUAAACGUAGAUGUAGAAUGAUGCACCAAAUUGCGACGUUUAUACGCUUCGACUUACCGUUCGAGGACGACAGAAACGGAUCUGUGCCGGCAAUCGGCGGUUCAACCAUUUUUUAUAGCGCGAUACUCCUUUUUUCCUAGACGAAAUAUUUUCGAGAACUCCAACAUCAGUUUAUUCGACACACUGUCUGUGUUAGAGAUGCCAUAAUCGUGCAGGGUUUGCUAUCGAAACUAUUUAUAGAUGACAAAUUACUUAAAUACGGUCGAGACAACGUACAAGUACCUUCGAAAGUAUAUUUAGUAAAUAUUCGUAAAUGAAGAGAUUAAAAAAUCUACCUGAUUUUCGCUGAUUGCACAACGUCUAAAAUUUACAAUAAACCGUGUACUUGUUGAUAGCCUCGUGCAGACGAUAUUCUGUACAAAGCGUCGGAUAUUUCGUUCGGUAAAUGGUGCAGCCCGUUUUCAAGCUCCUCGCUGAUUGGCACUUAGCCGACCGUAAUUGUACGAAUCGCACAAACCUGAGGAAACGUGUUACGUCUUCGAGAACCGAGUGUUCGAUUCUUGUAAUGUGCCUUGCGAGUAACCCGAUGUGCCUUAACAUCUGGAUAUCGUGACGAUGCGAUCUCGAGGACCUCACAAUUUUCCACGAUACUAGACGACCGUCUUGGGUCGUCUUAGCGUAGGCUUCAAGGUCACUAACGUCUUCGCGAUCUAGGCAAUAAGAUUCGACCUCGAGAAGCAUCGUCCGAUACUCCGGAUCGUCGAAGAUCUAUUCGACCGGGAUUUUUGGAGUUCGCAGGAUACCGAGAUCCCGGCUCACACAACAGUGCUAAAUCGUCGAGAGUGUUCAGAACCAUGGUUGUUUGUUGUUGUUGUUGUUGAUGAUGAUGAUGAUGAUGAUGAUGAUGAAAUCAUUUGUUAGACUUUAGGGAAACGUCCGCGAGCAUUUCUAUUUUUCUCCAGCAGCGAAGUUCGGAAAGACGAUCGCGCUCUCUGUUCAUUCUAUUUUUGUAGACGGAACGCUCGUUACCCGGAGAGAUCUGUGAUGUAGAUCAUUCGCGCGAAGAAUCAUCGUCGUUUUUUGUGUCCAAAAUUAGCAUGCUAGGUCUAAUUUAAUGAUUGGACUGCGGAUUUUAUGAAUUCAUGAAGGAAAUGAUUAAAUCAUACUUGGGAUAGCAGGGAAAUUCAAAGUCUUUCAGAAUAUAGAUCACUAUCAACUUAUCAACAUUUUUGCUACGAGAAGCAUUUUAAAAUGCUUUGUACUAACUGGGGUUACCAUUUAGAAAUGGAGGAAAAAUAUCUGAAGAAAGUUUAAUCAUUUUCUUUUAUAGAAUAAUCUCAAAAGAAGUUGGUACAUUAUUGAAUGUAACAUGUUUAUCUUUGUUAAAUCUUGAAUUAGAUAUAUUUAACAUUUAGAGAACUAUUAAGAGUGAUCGUUGAGACAAUUUCUUCUUGUCUCCUUGGUGCAAUUUCAUUCUGCAUGAAGAUCCGCGGUCUAGUAAUGAUACUUGCUCACGUGUUCUCGUAGAGAUCGCCUAAGAAAAAAAACAGACACGAACCAAUCAUUGUUAACGUCUAUCUAUAUAUAUAUAUAUACAUGCAUAUAUAUGUUGAAUUGUUCGGGGUACGAUCAUGGUCAUUGUGGAUCAUUCCUCCGCUCCUUUCCUGCCCUCUAAAUCCUCGAAGAAAACUAUGUACCACGGGAAUAGAAAUCGUACGAUCAAUUUUUUUGAUUUAAUGUGACGACACGAUCGACGCGCACAAAACGUCCACUUGGUGUUUCGUUCGCUUUGCACGUUUCGUACACCUUGUACAUAGGUAGGUUUAGUUUUGUACUAUCGUAAGGAGAGUAAACUAGUGAUGAGGACCCGAGGUAACCAAUCAUUUUGCCACGUUUCGCGGCGGAGUUAGGUGAAUGGAAAUUGGAGAGAGUGUCGUGCGCAUAAUGAUAAUUUAUAUACGAAUCAACAUCUAGAUAUUAUUAUGAAUAAAGAGUUGUUAAGAAAAAUCA
This is a messenger RNA of Megalopta genalis, 5746 nucleotides long. RefSeq names its product very long chain fatty acid elongase AAEL008004. The record is from RefSeq and is a predicted model, not a curated record. Gene Ontology annotation, cellular component: endoplasmic reticulum membrane. Gene Ontology annotation, molecular function: fatty acid elongase activity. Gene Ontology annotation, biological process: fatty acid elongation, polyunsaturated fatty acid; fatty acid elongation, monounsaturated fatty acid; fatty acid elongation, saturated fatty acid. Lineage: Eukaryota; Metazoa; Arthropoda; Insecta; Hymenoptera; Halictidae.